GACUGCAGCGCAGCCGAUGGUUGAUUGAAUCAUGCUCUUCAGCUCUUGUGUUGUGGUCGGUUAGUUACGUUUUACAUAAAAGAUGAUGUCAGUGAAACUAUGAGAUAAUCUGUGGAACUGCAGUGUUGUGUUGACAGAAGCACAUGAUGGAACUGACUAAAAGUUUAAAGUGUUGUGGAAAAAUACACUUUUCUGAAUUGUUCCCAUCAAAAUGGAGUGGUUUUAUUUUUGUUGCAUACAUGACAUUAUUUGUAAAUCAAGGCCUCUUAGUGACAGCAUCACAGGACUCCAACAAUGGUUACCUAUACAACACAAUUGAAGCAGUUUUGGCCACAGAAGUGGUCAAAUUGAUUGUUUCCAUCAUGCUUUACACCAAAGAUCACAGCAUACUUAGUCUAGUCGCUGAUGCGAGAAUGCAUUCCAAAGUGAUGUACCAUUAUUUUGUUCCUGCUUUCCUAUACUGUUUAUACAACAACUUGGCGUUUGUGAACCUGUCAGUGUAUGAUCCUCCAUCGUAUUACCUUCUUCUGCAACUACGAGUUGUCAUUACAGGCAUUCUUUUUCAGAUUCUGUUCAAGAAACAGCUAAGUGGCAGGCAGUGGGUGUCGCUGGUGCUACUGACCGCCGGCUGCAUGAUCAAACAGUUGCCGUUGUCUGACAACACUCCCCAGCCUCUCAGUCAGCUGACAACAGACAACGCGGAUGUCGUGAUCAAAGCUGUUGACAAGGGAACGGCCCCUCUCCUCAGUUUCCACAUGUUACUUAUUAUUGUGCAGGUGGUGUGCUCAUGCCUGGCAGGAGUGUACAACGAACUUCUGUUGAAAAGUUCUGACGGUGAAGCUUGCAAUAUAUAUAUACAAAACAUCUUCAUGUACGUUGACUCCAUUGUGUGCAAUGUCGUACUGCUAGCCUGGCAGGGCCAACUGCCAGUUUUGUGGGAUUCUGAAGCGUUCUUCAGUCUGUUUCAAGUCAAAGUGUUUUUAGUGAUAUUGAACAACGCAGCAAUCGGCAUCGUGACCAGUUUCUUUCUGCGUUCGCUCAAUUCGAUACUGAAGACCUUUGCUAGCGCGUUGGAGCUCGUCUUCACUGCCAUCCUGACAAGGAUACUGUUUGGUAUUCCUAUUUACCUAAACACAGUCUUUGCCAUCAUGAUUGUUUCCUUAGCUGUGAUCAUGUACAGUCAAAACCCUGUUAGCAACUUAAGGCCUAAGGAUAAAUCCAAGGAGAUCUGUCCUGUUUAAGGAUCUGUUUUACAAUGUAAUAGAGUAUACUUUUACCUGCAUUUAUUAUUGAAUGAAAUAAGUGUAGUUUAUAACUGUAAAUAUUAGAUAUUAAAUUAUUUUUACCAAGCUUAGUUACCAAAAAUAGUGAGUGAAAUUGCAGUCUCAAUGUACAGUAUUAUGACACAUACCUAUAGUCGUAACACUGAUUUUUAGAGGUAUAAUCGUUGUGCUGAUUUAUUGAAAGUUGUGUAUACUAUUUAAUUUUAAAUUUUAAUUUUACCUUGAACUGCUUUAUCUAGUGGUUCAGAUAUAUUUGGCUAACUAUUUAUUUGCCUCUUAAAAAACGUUUGUGUUAGGUAUACUUAAAAAUUAUCUGUGAUGGUAGUUUUCAACUUUUGAGAACUAUUUCUUUUAUUUAAAGAAGACAAAACAUUACAUGAAUUUCAAUUACGAAAGUCUUUUUUGUGUAAGUUAUGAGGUAUCAAAAUAAAUAAGGAUGAAGAAAAUAAUAGUAUACUAUUACGUUACUAUACUAGUCCUGAAAAUAGGUAUUUACUGGACGAGUGUGAUCGCUCCUGUGUGAGACAAAGCCAAGUCUGGUAAACACAUUUUGGACGAGUGGCGAAUGAUAUUUUAUGCCAUACUACUCUAUGCUAAAUUAACAAUAAAAAACCUGUACAAAUCCUUAUAUAUUCCCACCGACUAAAGGACUAACAAUCACUAAUCAUAACCUAUAAGAGAGGUUAUGUUUUUGUUAUGUUUGUUGUUCAUUGCCAAAUAUAAUCAGCUGGUGUCCAGUAAACACUCAUUACAGUACACUAGUACGCAAUGAAACCCCAUUUACUUUAGCUGGAGGCAAGCUGUUUUCUGGACUGAAUCCUUGUGUGGGAAGUUCGUUAAAACAGUGAAGUGUGCAUAAAGGAUAUUUACAGGAGGAUUUUUAAGACCACCAAAUUCUUAUUUUUUCAGAUGUGUACAAUCCAAGUUUAGUUAGUUCCCUAAUUUACGAUAUAUCUAUUAUUAUUUUACAUUAUUCAACUCAACUGUCCUCAAAGCUUUGAGAUAUGUGAUCCAAUUUUGCCAAUUGAAUUUAAGAAUUUUAUGGUGCUUUAGCUAAGGAGUUAUUGUUAAGCCUCGUCCACACAUGGCGAUUUGUCUGCGGAAACAUUUUCUGCCGACUGUCUCUGGAGUUUUGCUAUUUUGUCUCCAGUAAGGGGGCAGACAAAUUUUGGUGUUUCAUAUGGUUCAGUCCAGUGUGGUGGGAAAAGUGAAGGCAAGAUGUGUCGAGAUGUGUCUUAUCUCAUCUAGUGUCUUAUCUCAUCUAGUGUCUUCUCUCAUCUACCACACUGGACUGAUCCAAUAUGGAGUAUUAUAUUUGGUUCAUAUUAUAAAUCUCCCCCCUAUAAUAGGCUGUAAUUAGGGGUAGUUUCUAACCCUUAUGAAUCAACCCCUAUGAGGUCUUAGGGGAUAAGAGUUAUAUAAGGAGUGUAUUAAGUGUAGGUAUCAUUCAAGACUGCCAUAUUUAUAGUUAUAACACGUUAGUAGUAAAACGUGAGGUCACUUAAAGACGUGACAGGAUGGUAAUCAGUUUCUAGAGUAUAUAUAAGAACUGAAUUGUGUUAAGCACAUUAAAUGGCUGAGAAGUCGAAGAAAACGUUAGGACUAAAGUUGAGUAAAGAAAGAAACAAAAGGAAGAGAGACAGUGAUCAAGAUAAAGAAGAAGAUAGAUUUCGAAGUCGUGAAAGGACAGAAGAAGUUACUAAACCAACUAGACAUCGUAGCCUAUCUUUAGGUGAACAGAGUAAAUCAUCAAGACUUCGAAGCAACUCUGUAGGAAAUCGAAAAGAACUACCUACUUCAAGUGAUACAUCUAUCUCCAACAAGGAGUUCUUCACUACAACAGAUUCUGGCAUUGGAACUACUAGAGGAUUAUUAUUUCCUGGACACAACUACCUUGGACCUGGAAAUCCCCUAGAUAAUGGACCACCUACCAACAGAGUUGAUGAAGUAGCACAACAUCACGAUAGAGCUUAUCAACAAGCAUCGACUUCGUUCCAAUCUACAGGUAACAAAGAAUAAGCAUUUCAGUUAGUUCAACAAGCUGAUGAGACUUUUUUAAACGAGUUGAGUGAUAUAGAACCAACUUCAUAUACUGAGUUUUUUGGUAAAUUAGCAGGUCAAGUAGGAAUUGGACUUUCUUGUUGAUGGUCUAGCUUUAGGAUUAUUUCCAAAAAGAUCCAAGGAUGGUAAAAAUGUAGAAGCCUGUGCAGAAAUUGGUAUAAAUACAGAAAUAAUUAUUAAGGGGGGUACUUAAAAGUAUUAUUACUAUCUUUUGGAGGUAGUAUAUUAUGCAGUGGAAGUGCUAGUCAUCCUCAAAGUAAUCCUAAUAAAAUAUAUUUCAUUCAUAAGAAUAAGAAGUUUGAUAAUGCUUAUGCAUCUGAUGGUUUACCUACUCUUGGAAAUGUAAGCUAAUCUGUAUAUAUUGAAUAUAUGUCUAUAAAUAAAAUAAUUAUACUGUAUCCAAUUGUUGUUAUUUAACCAGUACUCUCUACACAAUAGGAACCUUCUAGGACCCUUUAGUACCCUAAUUUAUAGGUUGAUGCCAUAUGAAGCUACCUAUAUUUAGUUAAAAACCUAAUAUAAGCCUAGGGGUUGAAGCCUAUUAUAGGGGGAGAUUUAUUAUAUGAACCAAAUAUAAUACUCCAUAUUGGAUCAGUCCAGUAUGGUAGAUGAGAGAAGACACUAGAUGAGAUAAGACACAUCUCGACACAUCUUGCCUUCACUUUUCCCACCACACUGGACUGAACCAUAUGAUCUCUUCUGUUGGAGACAAAAUACAGUGUUUUCUGUUUCCCGUUCGAAUGGGAGACAAGAGACAAAACUUAAGACCAACAAAGCCCAGAAAAAUUUCAAAAUCUUUAGAAGUCAACCUCGUGAAUUUCCUAAAUCCACCACCUAAUCUGAAGGUCUGAUAGAAGAUUGUGACCAUAGUACGAACCUUGCUCGAGAAAAUAUUGGGUCCAUCAUCGUCUCUUCCUAGAUUCAUUAGGCACAUGGUUCAGAAAAAUGAAGCCCACACAGGAUAUAAUACGUCCUCCUCGGUCAACAUACCAACAAACACGGAAACACUGGCUGGCUAGUGUGGACGCAAAACACAUUGGAAAUUUGUAUCCAAAACUGUGUUGACAGACUGUCUGCCGACUGCCCACGCACAGUCGGCAGACUCAGUCUCCAUGUGUGGACUAGGCUUUAUGAUCAAUAUUAGUUAUCAACAAUCUGAACAAUUAUGUUGUUACUCUUUGUUCCUCAGCACAAACAUAUUGUGAUAUAACUGAUAUUUUCAAGGUUUAGUAGGGCGUGGCCUGGACUUGCCUGGAUCGGGAAAAGAAAAUUUGGUCACUCAAUAAUUAGAAUUUUUACUGUCAUUGACAGCAUUUGAAACAAAAAUGUUUUGGUUUGGGUAAAAUGUUUUUAAUUGAAUAUUACCUGUCCAACUCAAACAUUCCUUGUUUAGAACUGCUAUCAGCAACAAAUUGUUUGAACUGUUGUGUAUAUGGUCAUACAGUACUUUUUAUGUUUUCUUAUACUAGUAUGGAUUUUUCCCUAUUCAGGCAAGCCUUUUCAUCACAACCAUAUUUUUAAAACCUACGCUCCUGUGCCACAAGUUAGAACAAUAAUAUUGAGAUAAUAUUUACUGUUUGUCAUGUACAUAAAGUUUUAUCCUGAAUAUGUUAAGUUUAUUCUUAGAUGUGUUUUGUUUGGUACGUUGAAAAAUGGAUCUAAAGUUUUAAGUUAGGAUUAGUCACCUACUUUGUGAAUAAAGCACUAAGCACAUUAAAAGGAUAGUGCUUAUCUUUAUGUAAGUUGUGCAAGCGUCAACCGAAAACAAACUCUUUUCCUUGCAAUAUCUAUGUUGGCUGAUGGAUGUUUUGUCUAGUAACAAUAGUGUGCUCUUGUUUUAUUUUUGGGAUUUUAUAAAGGAAUGUUCCAAACCCCGGUUCUUGUUACUUAACGUCAAUUGUUUGUUGGACAAACGUUAGCAUCUUUAAUUGAUACCCCCAAAAGGCAUCUGGGCCUAGAAACAAUUUUGCUUUGAAUUGAGCCAGCAACCAGAUUCAAAGGUUAACACUAUAAUCAUGUUACUGAUAACUUUCUGUUUCCCUAGAAGGAAAUACUUUCUGGUGUAAUAUGUAUAUGCAUUGGAUGUUAGGACCAGGAAUAUAGUUCACAGCCUUGUGAAUAGGAAGCAUAUUUUCCUGUGUCUAUUUUAUCCAGAAAUUAUUAUUGAAAUAUUUUACUAUAUUACUCUGUGAUUUUUAAUUAAAGCAAAGAAGGGUAAAUGACCUAGAUUCUGUUUUAUUCAUUUUAAGUGUUCUAUUAGCGAGUCAAAUGGUCUUUUAUCUAGUUUAUAAAAAAAAGUAUUAACAAUUCCAGAGGCCAUUUCCCUGAACUAAUAGUGUACUAGCGUACAUGUUGCUCGAAUUCGAGCAAUUGCAAUGUAUUACAGGAGUUUUUUCAAAACGAAUAACAGUCAUAUUUACAAUGAGUUUAAAAGAGUCAACUCAAAGAUUACCGGUGUGUAACUCAGACCAUGUUUAUCUUCGUUAUUGAUAAACCUAAAGGAUUCCGGCCGGUUUUCUCCUUCUCUAAAUGCCUCGCUGUACAGGCAACACAGGUCAUUGAUAGGCCGGGCGCACACCUGAUGCGGCACGGCGCGACGUUUUGCCUUAUGCGACUAGAUUUCUAUUAUUUCAACUGGGGGUUCCGCACACAUCAUCGGGCACGGCAAGACAAGGCAAAACAGCGACGUACGGCGCUUUGUUCUGCCUUUUCAAUUUUCGUCUUUCGGGCAAAAGGCUUGAGGCAAAACGAUGUGCGCAUGCGCGAGGAUCGACACCACGUUCAGCGCAGUGACAGCCCCUGCCCCUGUCAAAAUCAGUGUGCACUUCCAACGAUUAGUAAUUAUGAAUUUUUUCCGGAUCUGCUCUUAGUUCUGCAAUGAAUGGUUUCAAGUCCUUUUUUGGUUGAUGGGAUGCACCAACGAUUCUCUGUUAGGGAGAUCAUCCAUUACAUUCAUUAGGUACCAUCAUUGACUAUAUAAACACAACAGUCAAUGGUACCAUAUAGCAGCGAUGGCAGCAGCCUCUUCUUCGCCUUCUGCAUCCAUUCUCACAAAAUGUGUAGUACAAAGUGUCACAAAAUGUACAAACAACCUCAUAACACACAGUAUCUCACUUUACUGAAACCAUGGGAUCGACCAUGUGGGUGCUCAAGUCGCCUUGUCGUGCCGUGCCGUAUGCAUCUCAAAUCUCCAUCGGGCACGGCAAGGCGAGGCAAAGACGUCUCGCCUCGCCUUGCCGUGCCGUGCUGUAUCAGGUGUGCGGCCGGCCAUAGAGGGCCAAUUGAGAACAAAAAGUCGUUUUGGGGUAGUGUUAGGGCGCAUUUGUAACCUAAUAGUUGAGUGUGUCCAGGGUCAGGUGCCGACUGUGAUGAGUUAAGCCUAAUACGCGCCACUGAUCUGUAGCUGCGGUCGUUAUCACGAUUACGCCUCCUGUCUAUGUUUCGUUUUCGUCGCGUCGGAGACAUUUAAAAGAAAAAAACAACAACAAAUAAACAAAUUAUAGGUACACAAAAACACUAUAAAUGCACAAAUUUAAGUUAUAAUCAUGCUAACCCGAUCCGUCAUAGCGACACAAAACAAUCAUAAAUACACAAAUUUAAGAUAAAACCAUACUAACACGAUCCGUCUUGGGGGUUAUGUUUACACAAACUCAAAUAGUAAACAAAUGUACUCAAUGCGUUUCAUUGAAUUGAAAAAUAAAUAACAGCAAUUAAAUUAUACAGCUGAUCAAAAUGUAAACAAUUAUGUUCCUCAUAAGGAUAACAUGGGAACUUUCAAAGCCACUGGGGCAGAGCCCAAAGGACUUUUUCAAAAAUGUAAGGCCAGUUUGCAAAUCUACGCGACACGCUCUUUCCAGUGAGACGUCAGUGGAUGAAAUCGGUUAAUAAAUGGCGGAGGAGUUCAACCGACAAAGUUUCAUGUAGCGUAUUAAUUAUAUAGAUUGGUAAAUCUCAUCAGAAAAUUUUACGGGUUAGAAAUUAAGUAUCAAUGUGAUAUCAGUGUAAUCCAUAUUAUUUUAGUUCCUAAUGAUUCAAUAAAAGCAGUUGUGCAAAAAUCUUUUAUUGUUAUUAUUUGUUAUAGCGAAUAAGAAGAGACCUAAAAGUGAUUUAAAAAGAAUGUCUACCUAAGAAUGUUGGAUUUUUUUUAGUUUGCUAUAUCAAAUGCUGCUAGACAUAACCAUAGAUUUUACAUACUUGUAAAUGUGAUAUCAAUAUCAUCCUUACGAAUUGAAGACAAUUUUAAGUCAUUCUACUGUAUGUUAAUGUGUACAUAAUUAUUUGACUUUCAGUAUUUCUUGUAAUUUCAAUAAAUUUAUAACAUGGAGUAUGUCAUCUGGUAUUGAAACCUAAGAGUUGAGUGCACAUAUCUAAAGCUGUGUUUUCCUAGACGCGGAAGAGGAGGGCGGAGAGCGGAAAAGCGAUUACAUUGCAUUCUGCUCCACUCCUAUUAAAACAGUAACAUUAAAUUACCUAAGACAAGAGGAGUCCGCUCUCUGCGUUCCUCUCUCCGUGUCUAGAAAAACCCAGCUUUACCCCAAAAAAGAGAAAAACAAACUAGGAUAUUAUAAUAGGAUCAGAAGUAUACUGUUGCGCUUGGAGUACCAAAAAAUAUAAAGCAGAUGCU
This is a messenger RNA of Macrosteles quadrilineatus (aster leafhopper), 7968 nucleotides long. RefSeq names its product UDP-galactose transporter senju-like. Gene Ontology annotation, cellular component: Golgi membrane. The transcript is spliced from 8 exons. Lineage: Eukaryota; Metazoa; Arthropoda; Insecta; Hemiptera; Cicadellidae. The record is from RefSeq and is a predicted model, not a curated record. Bases 144 to 1241 code for a protein of 365 amino acids. Gene Ontology annotation, biological process: pyrimidine nucleotide-sugar transmembrane transport. Gene Ontology annotation, molecular function: UDP-galactose transmembrane transporter activity.